Molecule: messenger RNA, 1464 nt
Organism: Rasamsonia emersonii CBS 393.64
Lineage: Eukaryota; Fungi; Ascomycota; Eurotiomycetes; Eurotiales; Trichocomaceae
Exons: 6
Coding region: 1-1464 (487 amino acids)
Source: RefSeq, a predicted model, not a curated record
AUGGCUGAGUGGUCCACACACCCCGACCGCGCUCUCCCCUUCCGCCUGAGACAGGGCGUCCCAGAAGGCAGCGUCAAAGACGGGUCGUCCUGGCUGGAAGUCGAACUGGACGGCGUUUUUCACCACCGCAGACUUCGUCUCGACCCCUUCGCAGCCUGCUUGGCUUCUAUUGACUACGUCCUCACGCGUCACGUAGAUCCGGGCAGAGAACUCAAUCCCAGCCUGUGCCAGAUCCGCCCCGGCCGACUGCAGCUAGAUCCACGACAGCCACGACCGCUUCUGGAUGAUCCAGACAAACUGCACCGUGCGCAGCGGCAGUCGAUGUCCAGCUGCAGCCCGCUGCGCCAAGUCCAGCAGCACCGACAGCGUAAAGGUCACGCCCGUGGCGCCAGAGAUCAGGAAGACGGUGUCAAAGCAGGCAAAGUCCUUGUGCGAGGAGGAAGGGCCGUAGGGACCGCUGAUCAGGGCGAGAUAAUACGUCGACUUGUCCUGCUCGUCCGUGCCAGAAGAACUGUGACUAUUACUGGCCGCUCUGAAGACUCGCUUGGUGAACCCCUCAUACGCGCGGAGGAUAAAGACAAGGUCGCCAUUGUGGGACUGCGGCGUGGACAUGAUCGUGGCUGGGUGAUGGGUACCGAAACGGGGGAUCGACAGCUGCGCCGAGACGGGGAUGUAGAUGUAGACCCGAGCGUAUUACGCACUAGCCGGCACGUGCAUCAUGAUGGCGAUUAUGAAACCAAAGAAGAGCAGCAGCGCAUAGGCAGCCAUGCCUGGCCGAGGAGCCGGGUGCCUGUUCCAUUAGAGGUGCAUCACGCCGUACUUGUUCCAGCUGUAGUUGAAGAAGCCGAAAUGGAACGUGGCGAGCAGCAGCAGACCCCGGGCGACCCAGCGGUGAUACACAUUCAGCCUCUCAUACGACAUGCCGGACAGGAGGCCCACGACGUUGUGUUUGCCGGCCAGCAGCACGAUCAGGGGCACCUGGGCCACCGCAAGCCAUCCAGCACGCACACCGACGGCGGUAUACCACCAGGCACCAGGGACGUCGUUGUCAUUGAACUGCGUACACAGAACAAAAACCCCGUACGCUACGAUCACGAGGAUCGUGCCCAAGGGGGGAAUCUUGAUCCAGGACGACCUCGUGUCGGGGGUGAUUUGCAGCCAGGGCUCUCGUCACAGGGUUCUUUGGCUGUGCCGGGUGUGUACGGUUUGCACGGCUGGCUCGGAGUCUUCUCGCGUCAGCUAGUUGACAGGAAGAUCUUGUGGUCGCGGUCUUCCAUCAAGUUCUGCAGGAAGAUCGAUGCCUGCGUCUCGUUGGAGAAGUCGACACCGGCAGCAGUGAGCGGUGUCGACAGGUCGUUGUUCGUGCUCGCCAUGUUUGUUUUCCCCUUUAAUCAAGAAGAAUCCUACUCGAAUAGAAUCCCCUCCCAGGGAGGGUUCCGCAGAGGCAGAGGACAGUCGAGUUAA